This is a messenger RNA of Capsicum annuum, 600 nucleotides long. RefSeq lists its product as uncharacterized. The transcript has 2 exons. The coding region runs from base 1 to 600 and encodes 199 amino acids. The record is from RefSeq and is a predicted model, not a curated record. NCBI's taxonomy places the organism in Eukaryota, Viridiplantae, Streptophyta, Magnoliopsida, Solanales, Solanaceae. Gene Ontology annotation, molecular function: zinc ion binding.
AUGGCUAAAGCAUACAGACAGUCUAAUUUUAAUAGCUUGAUGGAAAUAGUUCAAAAUAUAGAUGUGGGAGUUAAGAAAUAUUUGGAGUUGGCAGGAUAUGACAAGUGGUCAAGGGUGUACGCACCUGUUCACAGAGGAUGGAGAAUAACAUUAAAUAUUGCAGAGUCUAUUAAUCCAGCACUGAUAAUAGCAAGACAGAAGCAAAUUUAUAAUUUUCUUGAAGAAGUGAGAAAGAUGUUUGGGCCAUGGAAUUGCACUAAUAGGCAAAAUGUUUCCUUCACAUACAUAACACUUGGCAUAAAAUUUCAAGAGAUUUUUACAAUGAGUGAUACCCUAUCAGCAUGUAUGAUGGUAACACCGUCAACAAACUACCUAUGUGCAGUAAAUGACAAAGGAAAAAUCUUUAUUAUCUGCCUUGAAAAUAAAAAAUGCAGUUGUGGACAGUUUCAAUAUGAUGAAAUACCAUGCCCACAUGCUUUGACUGUUUUAAACAAGAAGAAAUUCAAAUCCGAUCCAUAUUGCUCAGAAUAUUACAAGCCAGAAACUGUGUUGAAAAUGUAUGAGAUUCCUGUGUAUCCUUUUUCGGAUGUGAUUGGCUGA